Molecule: messenger RNA, 863 nt
Organism: Gracilinanus agilis (Agile Gracile Mouse Opossum)
Lineage: Eukaryota; Metazoa; Chordata; Mammalia; Didelphimorphia; Didelphidae
Product: very-long-chain (3R)-3-hydroxyacyl-CoA dehydratase 2-like
Exons: 1
Biological process (GO): fatty acid elongation; very long-chain fatty acid biosynthetic process; sphingolipid biosynthetic process
Cellular component (GO): endoplasmic reticulum membrane
Molecular function (GO): 3-hydroxyacyl-CoA dehydratase activity
Source: RefSeq, a predicted model, not a curated record
AUAGGUGCUUUGGACAUGGCGGCGGCAGCGGCGGCUACUGCAGUAUCUUCGACGUUGAAGGGGAAUGGGACCAGCAGCCGGGCUGGGCCCAGUGAAGCUGGCGGCCCUCGAAAGAAGAAGGGACCGGGGCCCUUGGCCACCGCAUACUUGGUCAUCUAAAAUGUAGUGAUGACUGCCGGGUGGCUUGUUAUUGCAGUUGGUUUGGUCAGGGCAUAUUUGGCAAAAGGUAGCUAUCACAGCCUUUAUUUUUCAAUUGAAAAACCUUUGAAAUUCUUCCAGACUGGAGCCCUCCUGGAGAUUUUACACUGUGCUAUAGGAAUUGUUCCCUCUUCUGUAGUCCUGACUUUUUUCCAAGUGAUGUCAAGAAUUUUUCUAAUAUGGGCAGUGACACACAGUGUCAAAGAGGUUCAAAGUGAAGACAGUGUCCUUCUGUUUGUGAUUGCCUGGACAAUCACUGAGAUUAUUCGUUAUUCCUUUUAUACAUUUAGUCUACUAAACCAUCUGCCUUAUAUCAUCAAAUGGGCCAGGUACACACUUUUCAUUGUGCUCUACCCAAUGGGAGUGUCGGGCGAGUUACUCACAAUAUAUGCUGCUUUGCCCUUCAUCAGACAAGCCAGCUUAUAUUCCAUUAGCCUACCUAACAAAUAUAAUUUUUCCUUUGACUACUAUGCAUUCCUAAUUCUGAUUAUGAUCUCCUAUAUUCCACUUUUUCCUCAACUGUACUUGCACAUGAUACACCAGAGAAGGAAGGUCCUUUCUCAUCCUGAAGAACAAAAGAAAUAUGAAUGAUUCCUGCUCUUGCCCCAGAACUCUCCACAGAUCAAAAAUGCUGCAGACUUUUUGAGUUCCCAACAUGUUUCAUA